This is a messenger RNA of Andrographis paniculata, 3622 nucleotides long. Its product is annotated as pentatricopeptide repeat-containing protein At5g42310, chloroplastic. The transcript has 7 exons. Bases 72 to 2117 code for a protein of 681 amino acids. The record is from RefSeq and is a predicted model, not a curated record. Lineage: Eukaryota; Viridiplantae; Streptophyta; Magnoliopsida; Lamiales; Acanthaceae. Gene Ontology annotation, molecular function: protein binding.
AAAAAAAAAAAGAUAUUAGCAAAUGAUAAAGUGGAUUCAGCUGUUCAGUGGUCAGCCACCGCCGGAGAAGAAUGAACACGCUGUUGCUUCCUCCGCCACCGCUCCAUAUCCGCCUCCCUCCGCUCCACUAUUUCUCUGCUCCGUUGCCCCUCCUUUGCCACCGCCUCUGCGCCGCCGCCCCUCAAAGUUUCAAUCUCAGCGCAACCGCCGAGGAUCCGUACGACGUCGCUGUACUCCCCAACCCUAGUUACGACUUCACUCCACUCCUCGAUUACCUCUCCACUAACUACACUCCGCCGGAGUCGCUCCCCUCCGACCCACCGAGACAGCUGGAGGAAGCCGAGCUCCGCCUCGCGGAGUCGUACGGCGCCGUUCCGGCUCCCCUGUGGCACUCUUUGAUUAAGAAUCUCUCCUCCUCGCCUUCCUCCUUUUCCACUGCCUAUUCGUUGGUUACCUGGCUUCAGAGGCACAAUCUGUGCUUCUCCUACGAGCUUCUUUACUCAAUUUUGAUUCACGCGUUGGGGAGGAACGAAAAGUUGUACGAAGCUUUUCUGUUAUCGCAGCGUCAGAGCUUGACUCCAUUGACAUACAAUGCCCUAAUUGGGGCUUGCGCGAGGAACGAUGAUCUCGAGAAGGCGUUGAAUCUGAUGGAAAGGAUGAAGCGAGACGGUUACCAAUCCGAUUUCGUCAAUUACAGCUUGAUUAUUCAAUCACUGAUGAGGAGCAACAGCGUGGAUGUGUCGAUAUUGGAGAAAUUGUACAGUGAAAUGGAGGUGGAUAGCAUCGAAUUAGACGGGCAGCUGUUCAAUGAUCUGAUUUCAGGCUUCGCUAGGGCUGGAGAUGUAGACAGAGCAAUGUAUUUCUUCGGGAUGAUGCAGGGGAAUGGAAUGACUCCGAAGACGAGCACCAUUUUUCUGGUGGUGAAUGAGUUAGGGAAUUUGGGGAGAAUUACAGAGGCGGAAGCUGUGUUCGAGGAGUUUAAGGAAGGUGGAUUGAAGCCGAGGACGAGAGCUUACAAUGCUCUACUGAAAGGGUAUGUGAAGGUGGGAGCCUUGAAGGAUGCAGAGUACAUUGUGUCGGAGAUGGAGAGGGCCGCCGUUUCGCCUGACGAGCAUACCUAUAGCUUGCUCAUGGAUGCUUACGGUAAUGCCGGCAGGUGGGAGAGUGCUCGAAUAGUCUUGAAGGAGAUGGAGGCGAACGGCGUGAAGCCUAAUUCGUACGUGUUUAGCAGGAUCUUGGCGACGUGCCGGGACCGUGGAGAGUGGCAGAGAUCGUUUCAGGUGCUGAAGGAGAUGAAGGUCUGUGGAGUCAAUCCCGACCGGCAGUUCUACAACAUAAUGAUCGAUACAUUUGGGAAAUACAAUUGUCUCGAUCAUAUGAUGGCUGCGUUCGAGAGGAUGAAGGAGGAGGGGAUUGAUCCGGAUACGGUGACAUGGAAUACGCUGAUCGAUUGUCACUGCAAGCAAGGUCAUCACGACACAGCAGAGGCAUUGUUCAGAGAAAUGCGGGAGAGCGGGUUUUUGCCUUGCACGACGACGUAUAACAUCAUGAUCAAUUCGUUUGGGAGUCAAGAACGGUGGGAUGAUGUGAAGGAUUUGUUGAGGAAGAUGCAGGGGCAAGGAUUGCUGCCUAAUGUCAUCACCUACACGACGCUGGUUGAUAUUUACGGGCAAUCGGGUAGAUUCAACGAUGCGAUCGAGUGCUUGGAGGUGAUGAAAUCGGCUGGACUAAAACCAUCUUCCACAAUGUACAAUGCUUUGAUUAAUGCCUAUGCGCAGAAGGGAUUAUCCGAGCUAGCCUUGAAUGCAUUUAGGGUCAUGCGAGGCGAUGGUUUGAAACCGAGCCUUUUGGCUCUUAACUCGUUGAUUAAUGCUUUCGGAGAGGAUAGGAGAGAUGCUGAAGCAUUUGCCGUAUUGCAGUACAUGAAGGAUAAUGACUUGAGACCCGACGUUGUCACUUACACGACACUCAUGAAAGCUUUGAUCCGCGUUGAGAAGUAUGAAAAGGUUCCUUCUGUAUUCGAGGAAAUGCUGCUCUCCGGAUGCGCUCCCGACAGAAAAGCUAAAGCGAUGCUUCGAUCUGCUCUACGGUACAUGAAGUCUGCUCUAAAACUAUAGCUCGAUUCCAUUCGCAUCCGAUAUGGAAUCUCUAGCCACCGAUCUCACCACGGCAAAAAGUUGAGGUCCGUAACCCCGCUUACACAAUCGAUGUGUACCCGAUCAACCGUUUGGAUUCGAUUGUUCGUUAUUGUUGCAUUACGGAAACUACAUUUGGCGCAGGCUGGACGAGGGGGCGGCGUCGAUGCAAUGCCCCGACUCGAAGUGUCCCGGUAGGCGUCGAUAGCGUCGAUUGUACAGUGUAUAUGGAAAAACACAAAGGCGCCAAGAGAGAGCGAGAGGGAGAGAGAGAGAGAGAGAGAGAGGAACUUCUAUGAUUCACUCGGAUAAUCUUGAAAAUCCAAUUUCACUGAGCAGUCCAUGCUCCGGGAACUUUCUCCGCAAUCACAGUCGCAGUUCGCCGUCCGGUUAAUUGUCGCCGGAAUCGAUCCCAGAUCUGUUUGUAUCUUUAUCCGCACAUGCGAAUCUGUAUCGUGUGCGUUUUGGAGUAGUAUGUAACAGCCGCGUCAAUUUUGGCUGUAGUCAAAGACGAAUUGUGGUGAGGAGAUUUUGAUAAGAGUGAUGAUUUGAUGAGAAGAACUGAUGUUAUUUGCAGUAGAAGGAGGAGGUUUUUUCUCUUCUUCAGCUUCUGGAUACACUAACGGCCUAAAGCUUCUUGUGUUGGGUCGGGAAAUCGAAGAGGAACCAAUGAGAGUAACGCCGUGGAAUCAGUACCAGUUGGUGGACCAAGUGACCGAUCCUUCUCUCCAGCUGGCUUCAGCGAAGAACUGGCUUGUCCGUGGGCGUGCCGCCUCCUUGGUGUGCUUUGGUCGAACCACAGCUCAACCUGAAUGCACGUCCCAUCUGAAAGUCGGUCCUAAUCAAAACAAAGAAGUAUUGCCCGAGCCUGUGGCUUUUGAUGAGAGUAAAGAUCAGGCACACCUGGUUAAUCCUACUAGUUACGAUGAUCUUGGCAGCAAGUUGAGUAGUCGAAAGAGUAGCUUGAAGAAAUCGAAGAAAAAUGAAGCUAUUACCUUCAUUGAUGGUGGUGGUAGAAAUAAUCGAAAGUGUGGAGAGUUUCUUGAACAGGUCGAUGGCGUCGAUUGUCAUAUAGAUAGGAAGAGAGUUCAGUGGACAGACAUAUCUGGGGGAGAGCUGUUUGAGAUUCGGGAGUUCGAGAUGAGUGAAGAUGGAUCAGAUUUCAACUACGAUCUUGAGAACGGGAAGGUAUGUUCGUGCAAAGUCAUGUGAUCCAAAGGUGCCCGCGGUGAAAAUACCGAAUGGGAUCGAAGCAUGGACCAUUGAUAUAUCGGGUUAAUCUUCUUGCCUCAUUUCAAUAUUGUGUGCAAUUGAAUUACUGCCUUGUGAUUCUAGUUUGUUGUUGUUUCGAUUUUGGUUCUGGUUCCGGUUUGACCCCUGCAUCGGCCAUUCCUCGUCGUCGAGGAAUGACUUGCUGGGCCUUUGUAGUUGUCCAUAUGAAAAGUUUUACCUUGAGUUACUGCUGUUAAAAGAGGCAUCAAUCAUCA